Messenger RNA from Thelazia callipaeda (thelaziosis nematode), 1100 nucleotides. Lineage: Eukaryota; Metazoa; Nematoda; Chromadorea; Rhabditida; Thelaziidae. The record is from the annotation of a GenBank genome assembly.
AUGACGGCAACUUUAAACGUAAUUCUGGAUGCUCUAAAUAGUGAACCAUUCAAAAUGAAUUUGAAUUCAAUCAGUUUUGAUUUGAUUUCAAAUGAGCAAAUGCUGCAAAUUCUAAGUGAUGUGAUACUUUGGAUUGAAAAUUCAAGCGUAAUUGAUAUUCGAGAAGAAGGAGCCGACGAAACUGCGCUUAGAAUAUUUAAUUCUCUUCGAGUACUCAAUUAUCAACCACCGACUGAUAUUGAAGCGCUCAGGCAGGAAUGGCGAUGUGGCAUUGUGGAAGGAGAAAAAUCAACUAUUUAUCCAAUACUGGAAUGGAUUUUUCAAAAUGUGAACAUUGUAAAAGAGCGGGCUUAUUUGGCAAAAUACUUGACUAAGAUUGAUGUGCCAGGUGCAUUUCAAGAUUCAGAAGUGGUUGAGUUUUCAAAUCAAGUUUCAAGUAUGAUGGAAGAGUUUAAAAGAGUUCAUUGGCAAGUUGUAGAAGUUCGAAAAGAUUCAUUGCUUAUGGAGGAUAUACGAAAUGAUUUGAAAGCGAUGAAAGCUGAAAAAGAACAACUGAAAAAAAGAAUAGAUAAACUUGAACGUAAACUUGGAAAUAUUGCAAAUAUUGAAUAUUUUCUUCAGUUAGCUGAAAAAUGUCGGUUACAAAGUGAACAAGUUGAGAAGAUUGGACAUCUUCAACAAGAACAACUAAAUACAAUUAUUUACGAUGAACAGAAAUUACAACGACUGAAUGCUUCUUUGAGAGAACUUAAAAAAAUAGGUGAAAACAUUGACCCAACAGAUAAAAUAAAAGCAUUAAAGGAAGAAAUAGAAACAAAUCGUUACGUUGUUGAAGAGAAGCUACCAAAAGAGAUUCAUGCAAAAGAGAUGAUUGUAGAAAAUUUGAAAAAAACGGUUGAAGUCUCAGCUCUGAACGAAAAUGAUGUCGCUGAAUUGCGUGAAAAAAUUGAAAGAUUAAAUGAAGAAAUCAUUGAGCUAGUGAAGAAACGUGAUUAUAAAGACGAGAAGACAGAUAAGUUAUCAAUAUAUCGCCAUCAAGCUUCUGCUAUCCAAAGAAAAAAAGCUAUAUUAGUGGAAAAACUGCAAGAAGCUCGGUAGAA